Erinaceus europaeus (western European hedgehog) is the source of this 1957-nucleotide messenger RNA. RefSeq names its product RAD18 E3 ubiquitin protein ligase (gene RAD18). Bases 93 to 1598 code for a protein of 501 amino acids. The record is from RefSeq and is a predicted model, not a curated record. Gene Ontology annotation, cellular component: nucleus; Rad6-Rad18 complex. Gene Ontology annotation, molecular function: single-stranded DNA binding; ubiquitin protein ligase activity. The transcript is spliced from 13 exons. Lineage: Eukaryota; Metazoa; Chordata; Mammalia; Eulipotyphla; Erinaceidae. Gene Ontology annotation, biological process: DNA damage tolerance; protein monoubiquitination.
CGCACACUGAUGACGUCACUCAAAAGCGCGGGUAAUUUCGAGCGGGCAGCUGGGCGCGCACUGCCGGUUCCCUCCGCUGCGGGACCGGGACCAUGGACCCCCUGGCAGAGCCUCGGUGGCCCCCGGGCCUGGCCGUCAUGAAGACAGUAGAUGACCUGCUGCGGUGUGGGAUCUGCUUCGACUAUUUCAACAUCGCCAUGAUGAUCCCGCAGUGCUCACAUAACUACUGCUCUCUCUGUAUAAGAAAAUUCCUGUCCUAUAAAACACAGUGUCCGACAUGUUGUGUGACAGUCACCGAGCCGGACCUGAAAAACAACCGCAUUCUAGACGAGCUGGUAAAGAGCGUGAGCUGUGCACGGAACCAUCUGCUGCAGUGCGCCUUCGAGUCACCGCCCACAUCUCCCUCCGCCUCCUCUUCAAAGAGCCUUGCGGCCAAAGUGCACAUGUCUGUGGCCUCCAGACACCCUUCCAAGCCAGGAAACAGGUCAAUGGAGAGUUUCCUGAUCAGGGAGACUGGAGACUCGACGUCAGAGUCAUUGGGGAAAGAGAAAGAAAAUCCAUUUGGCUCCCAGAAAGAGACGAGCACCCCUGCCAAGGUCAGAGCUACUGCUUCUGUGGAGACGGCAGCUCCAGGCUCCUCAGACGCCCCUGGGCCCGAGACACCCUCCACGUCGACCUUGAAACAGGUGACCAAAGUGGACUGCCCGGUGUGCGGCGUCGGCGUUCUCGAGCACCACAUCAACAAGCACCUGGACAGCUGCCUGACGCGGGAGGAGAAGAGGGGCAGCCUGCGCAGUUCUGACAAAAGGAAGCCGCUGCCAAAAACCGUCUAUAACUUGCUCUCUGACCGCGAUUUAAAGAAAAAGCUGAAGCAGCUUGGAUUAUCCGUUCAAGGGAGUAAGCAGCAGCUGGUUAAGAGGCACCAGGAGUACGUCCACAUGUACAAUGCCCAGUGCGACGCUCUGCAUCCCAAAUCAGCCGCUGAAAUAGUUCAAGAGAUUGAAGCUAUGGAGAAGACCAGGAUGCGUCUGGAAGCUAGUACACUCAGCGACAGUAUCAUGGUUUUUACGAAGAACCAAACAGAAAAGGAAAUCGACGAGAUUCACAGUAAAUACCGUAAAAAACAUCACAAGGAGUUCCAGCUGCUUGUGGCUCAGGCUAAGAAAGGAUACAAGAAAGCGGCGGCGGUCUCGAAGGGGGAUGCAGCGAAGAAAGAAGAUGCGCCCACAGAGAAGCAGUCGGCCAUGUGCGCAGGACAGGAAGACAGUGAAAUGAAAUUCUCAGAUACGUCUUUGGUGAUCUCAGUCCACUGCCCUCCGCUAGAGCCGCUGUCCCCCAGGAGGCCGGGGCCCGAGGAAGCCGAGGACUCUUCCAGCUGCACAGACAUCCCAGAGCAGAUGCCUCCCUCCCCAGAAUCAGACUCCUGCAACAGUUCCAGCUCAGACAUCAUAAGAGACCUUCUAGAAGAGGAGGAGGCCUGGGAAGCAGCGCACAAAAACAAUCUGCAUGAUGCGGACAGCAGCCCAAGACAGACUCGCCGCACGAGGUCAGCCAGAAGCCCAGAGCUUGAGCCGAGGAAUAAGCGCUACAGGAACUAGCACCUCUGUCACCACCCGAAUGUCAUAUUUAUCCUGGUCCAGCUAAAGAUGCCAAGUAAAUAGUGUGUCUAACCCGAUUCCCUUCUGGGGAGAGAAAACAAGCUGCAAAACAUGUCGCCUUGGUCACUGCCUCCAGUCUCUGCGGUUCUCCGGAGUCGUCCUGUCCUGCCCUGUCCUGUUCCAUCCCCCAGCCCAGCAGCUCUGCAGAGGAGACACAUUUCUGGCCAGGGAGCUUCUGUCUCUGUCUCUGUCUCUGAGAUUCAGCUUGUUCUGAAGCCACUAAGCUCUCCCUUGCAGGAACCAAUGUAGAGAGAAAGACCUUGAAACUUUGGGUGAUGGCACUUAAACUCCUUACUCUG